This is a messenger RNA of Vanderwaltozyma polyspora DSM 70294, 2427 nucleotides long. It is a transcript of the gene GLN4, whose product is annotated as glutamine--tRNA ligase. Gene Ontology annotation, cellular component: cytoplasm; cytosol. The coding region runs from base 1 to 2427 and encodes 808 amino acids. NCBI's taxonomy places the organism in Eukaryota, Fungi, Ascomycota, Saccharomycetes, Saccharomycetales, Saccharomycetaceae. Gene Ontology annotation, molecular function: ATP binding; glutamine-tRNA ligase activity. The record is from RefSeq and is a predicted model, not a curated record. The transcript has a single exon. Gene Ontology annotation, biological process: translation; glutaminyl-tRNA aminoacylation.
AUGUCUUCUGUUGAUGAAUUAACUGAAUUAUUCAGUAAGAUUGGUUUUGAAGAUGCUAAAGUUAAAGAAAUUGUGAAGAACAAAAAAGUUUCUGAAUCGUUAGCUGGGUUUAUCAAGGAAGCUCCAGCUGGUUGUGAAUGGGAUAAGUCUACUAGGGCAUUGGUUCACAAUUUAGCUUCUCUGUCCAAAGGUGCAGAAUUGCCAAACUCUUCUAUGAUUGUGGAAGGUAUUACUAAAGGUUCUUUAAAGACUGCUUUGCAGGUUGAUGCUGCCUUCAAAUACAUUAAAGAACAUGGUUUGAACGCUACUGUUGAUGCUAUGAAUGAAAAUUCUGGUGUGGGUAUUGAAAUUACCGAACAACAGGUAAGGGAUCGUGUUAUUAAAUAUAUUGAAGAUAACAAGGAAACAAUUAUUACUGAACGUUAUAAAUUAGUUCCAGGUAUUUUUGCUAAUAUUAAAAAUUUGACAGAAUUGAAAUGGGCUGAUCCACGUACUUUUAAGCCAAUUAUUGAUGAAGAAAUCUUAAAAGUUUUGGGUCCAAAAGAUGAGAGAGAUUUGGUUAAAAAGAAGAAAGGUGGUGACUCCAAGAAGAAGGAAUCUAAAGCCUCUAAGUCUACUAAAUCUAAGGAAGAAGCUACUCAACCACAUAGAACUAUGUUUAAUGAAGGCUUCUUGGGUGAUUUACAUAAAGUUGGUGAAAAUCCACAAGCCUAUCCAGAAUUGAUGGCCGAACAUCUGAAAGUAACUGGUGGUAAAGUUCAUACUAGAUUUCCUCCAGAGCCAAACGGAUACUUGCAUAUUGGUCACUCUAAGGCAAUCAUGGUUAACUUUGGUUAUGCUAAAUAUUGGGAUGGCGUAUGUUACUUAAGAUUCGAUGAUACUAAUCCUGAAGCUGAAGCUCCAGAAUAUUUCGAAUCCAUUAAAAGAAUGGUCUCAUGGUUAGGUUUUAAGCCAUGGAAGAUUACUUACUCAAGUGAUUAUUUUGAUAAAUUAUAUGAGUUGGCCGAGAUUUUGAUUCAAAACGACAGAGGUUAUAUUUGUCAUUGUACCGCUGAAGAAAUUAAGCGUGGCCGUGGUAUUAAGGAAGAUGGUACUCCAGGUGGUGAAAGAUCAGCAUGUAAACAUCGUGAUAGACCAGUCGAAGAAAGUUUGAAAGAAUUUAGAAACAUGAGAGAUGGUGUUUACCAACCAGGUGAGGCUACUCUAAGAAUGAAGCAAGAUUUGACUUCCCCAAGUCCUCAGAUGUGGGAUUUGAUUGCAUAUAGAGUAUUAAACGCUCCACAUCCAAGAACUGGCUCUAAAUGGAAGAUUUAUCCAACUUACGACUUCACUCACUGUUUGGUUGAUUCUUUCGAAAAUAUCACUCAUUCUUUAUGUACUACUGAAUUCUAUUUGUCAAGAGAAAGUUAUGAAUGGUUAUGUGACCAAGUACAUGUAUUUAGACCAGCUCAAAGAGAAUACGGUCGUUUGAACAUUACUGGUACUGUUCUAUCAAAGAGAAAGAUUGCUAAGUUAGUGGAAGGUAAUUACGUCAGAGGCUGGGACGAUCCAAGAUUAUUCACUUUAGAAGCUAUCCGUAGACGUGGUGUUCCUCCAGGUGCUAUUUUAUCCUUUAUUAACACUUUAGGUGUUACCACAAGUACUACCAAUAUUCAAGUAGUUAGAUUCGAAAGUGCAGUAAGAAAGUUCUUGGAAGAUACUACUCCUAGAUUAAUGUUUGUCUUGGAUCCAAUUGAAGUUGUUGUUGAUAACUUACCUGAAGAUUAUGAAGAAAUUGCUUCUAUCCCAUACCGUCCAGGUACUCCUGAAUUUGGUGAAAGAAAUGUUCCAUUUACAAAGAAAUUCUACAUUGAAAGAUCUGAUUUCAGCGAGAAUACUGAUGAUUCUGAGUUCUUUAGAUUGACUCCAACUCAGCCAGUUGGUUUGAUUAAAGUUCCGCACACUGUUUCCUUCAAGAGCUUAGAAAAGGAUGAAAGUGGUAAGAUUAUUAGAUUACAUGUAAACUAUGAUAAUGAACAAAAAGAAGGUAAACCAAAGAAACCAAAGACUUAUAUCCAAUGGGUUCCAGUAUCAUCCAAGCACAACUCGCCAAUUAGAAUCGCUGAAACAAGAGUAUACAACCAAUUAUUCAAAUCAGAAAACCCUUCAUCUCAUCCAGAUGGUUACUUAGAGGAUAUCAACCCAGAAAGUGAAGCUGUUUAUAAAAAUGCUGUUGUUGAACACAAUUUUAAUGCCAUUGUUAAGAGUUCACCAUGGGUUGUUGAAGCUACUAAAAACUCUGAAUUCUACGUUGAUGAAGAUAAGGAUGCUAAGGAAAUCUGUAGAUUCCAAGCAAUGAGAGUUGGUUACUUCACCUUAGAUAAAGAUAGCAGUGAUGACAAGAUUAUUUUGAACAGAAUUGUUAGUUUGAAAGAUACCAGCAAAUAG